AUGGCCUUCGCCGUGCUGCGGGCGGCGUCGGCGCACCGACGGCGACGGCGACGGGUCGGACGGCGGGCCGCGGGCGGGGCCCGGGGCGGGGGCGGGGCCCGGGGCGGGCCCGGGGUGCGGGGUCCGCAGCGCCAGGCGGCCAACGCGCGCGAGCGGGACCGGACCCAGAGCGUCAACACGGCCUUCUCGGCGCUGCGCAUGCUCAUCCCCACCGAGCCCGAGGACCGCCGCCUGUCCAAGGUGGAGACGCUGCGGCUGGCCGCCGGCUACAUCGCGCACCUGGCCAACGUGCUCCUCCUCCACGCGCGCCCGCCGCCGCCGACGCCGACGCCGCCGGGACCCCCGGGCCCCGCCCCCCCGCCCUGCGGGCGCGCCCUCCGCGGGCCCCGCGCCAUCUGCACCUUCUGCCUCAGCGACCAGCGCAGAGCCGGCGGGCGUCGAGACCCCUCCGGCGGCUGCUUCAAGGCCAGAGGAGCCCACCCCCACCGCGGACCGCGAAGAUGAGCCCCCCGACCCCCACCCCCCCCCGACGGCGGCGACGUUCAAGACACUGGGUGCUCGGCGCGGGGCUCGGCGCCCCCGCGGAGACGAGGCGGGGGCCGCUGGAUGAGACGUCCCCCGCGCCGGAACCGGCUCCGCGGGGCGGGGAAGGGUCCCCCGCCCCCCGGCAUGGCCUCCGGCCCCCCGCCAGCCGAGGGGGCGGCCGGCGCCGCUGUACUGAGCGACACGAGGACUGAGAUUUAUCGGACGGGCGGGCGGGCGGACGGGUUUUCUAUGUAGCAGAUGAGAAAUAAAAGUUAUUUUUGA
Messenger RNA from Ornithorhynchus anatinus (platypus), 807 nucleotides. RefSeq names its product transcription factor 15 (gene TCF15). The coding region runs from base 1 to 504 and encodes 167 amino acids. Gene Ontology annotation, biological process: regulation of transcription by RNA polymerase II; developmental process. The transcript has 3 exons. Gene Ontology annotation, molecular function: DNA-binding transcription factor activity, RNA polymerase II-specific; RNA polymerase II transcription regulatory region sequence-specific DNA binding; protein dimerization activity. The record is from RefSeq and is a predicted model, not a curated record. Lineage: Eukaryota; Metazoa; Chordata; Mammalia; Monotremata; Ornithorhynchidae.